AUGUCCCGAUACGCAGAAGUCCAUCUGAAUCCGAAUGGCCCCGGGGAUGCUCGUCCCACAGCUAUUCAAAUUAUCAAGGACGAAGAGGCGGAGGGCAAGCUAGCUGGGAAAGUUAUUGUCAUCACAGGCACUUCGGCUGGAAUAGGGAUCGAGACAGCACGUGCUCUGUCUUUGACUGGCGCAAAGCUGUUGUUGACCGCACGAGACUUGAACAAAGCCAAGACUGCUUUGGAUGGAAUCCUCGUACCUGGACGGGUUGAACUUGUCAAGAUGGAUAACAAUUCCCUGAGCAGUGUACGUGCCGCCGCAAAAGACAUUCUCCAGAAGUCGAAUAACCAAGUCAACAUCCUUAUCAACAACGCCGGUAUCAUGGCUCUGCCCAAGCUGGAGCUCACGGAAGACGGUUUUGAAAAGCAAUUUGGAGUCGAUCAUCUCGCUCAUUUUCUCCUCUUUGAGCUCUUGAAGCCAGCUCUCCUCGACAGCGCCAGCCCUGAAUUCUCAUCUCGAGUCGUUAAUCUCGCUUCUUCUGCUCACCACGUAGCACCGAUCAACGAAUCGGGCAACUACAAUUUUGAGAAGACUGAAUACAAUGAAUGGGUUGCAUAUGGGCAAGCAAAAACCGCUAACAUCUAUAUGGCCAACGAAAUCGAGCGACGCUACGGAUCGCGAAGGCUUCAUGCUACAAGCGUUCAUCCUGGAGUGAUUGCCUCAACGGGGCUCAUGCAGUACAUGGACCCUGCAAUCAAGGAAGAAAUGAAAAAGGAUAAAAAGGCGUACAACAUCAUGAAGACGGCAGAACAGGGUGCUGCGACGACAGUGUGGGCUGCCAUCGGACAAGAAUGGGAAAAGAAGGGUGGAGAAUAUCUUGCUGAGUGCGGAAAGACAACCCGUGGGAAUGACAAUCACGAGGUUACGGGUGUAGGGUUUGCAGGGUAUGCUUACGAUCCUGAGGCUGAGGCUCGACUUUGGAAGGAUUCGUUGAUAAUGGUGGGUUUGACAGACGAUCAAUAA
Molecule: messenger RNA, 1011 nt
Organism: Sclerotinia sclerotiorum 1980 UF-70
Lineage: Eukaryota; Fungi; Ascomycota; Leotiomycetes; Helotiales; Sclerotiniaceae
Exons: 1
Coding region: 1-1011 (336 amino acids)
Source: RefSeq, a predicted model, not a curated record